AUGGCAUACCAGUUCUUUGCAAAAGCCCAUCAGUCCAACAAGGCGUCCACUUCCCCCCCUCGACCCUCUCCUCUCCCUUCGUCCUCAUCCUCCGCUCAGAAUAACCAACACACCACGUCUCCUAUUCAACCUCCAUCACUCGUGGCUCUGCAGAACUCGUCCUCGUCGCAUACCAAUAUCGCCGCCAAACUCAAACCCCCAGUGGGUGGAGACCCGAUCUUCCAAACCGUGGCCUACCCUCAUCCCAUCGAGUCUGGCUAUUCAACUCCGCAUCCCCACGUCACCAUCGAGCCCGUCAGCACCGCUCACAUACCUUCCUUGACGCGAAUCACCGGUCUUCUACUUCCCAUCCGCUACCCAAACUCGUUCUACACUGCGACAAUCACGGACCCCGUGAUCGCGUCACUGUCGCGCGUAUCCAUCUACCAUGAUCACCCGGUAGCAGCAGCGGCGGCAUCGCCGUCGACGCCCGCAGUCAAUCUGGGAACGAGCACGGGAACAGACAAAGUCAUUGGAGGCAUCCGAUGUCGACUGGAACAUGUUCCUCCCAUGAUGGUUCAACAGCUCCCGGCUCAAUGCCUCUCGCACCCCCGAGAUCCGACAAAUCUGUAUAUCCAAACGCUUCAUCUCCUCUCUCCGUACCGAGGCUGCGGUAUUGCUGCCUCUCUGCUUAAUUCUUUACUCUUCUCAACUCCUCCAUCUUCUUUUUCUUCCUCCUCCGGUCCCCGUCUGACCUACCGGGUCUCUCCGCUGGUGAAACAUUACAACAUUCGUACCAUUACGGCCCACGUGCACGAAGCCAACGAUGAGGGUCUGAAAUGGUACAUUGCGCGUGGGUUCAAAGUAGAGGAUGGGGUUGUUGAGAACUAUUAUCGUCGUUUGAAGCCGUCCGGCGCGCGAAUCGUGAAAUUAACCCUUCAGUGGGACAAUGACGAUCCAGAUGUAUGUACCAGUCCCGAGUCCCGAGUUCCGAAUCAACUUGAGCAGCCUGUGGACGAUGGAAACCUCGCCUCCCGAGAAGAGGAAGAUGAUGACGAUGACGAUGACUGGGAAAAGGUCGAAGCGGACGAUGACGAUGACCUCGGCGUUCGGCCGUUCUCAGGCUCUAAACUGCUAGAUGCAGACGAUAGUAUGCGUAGGAAGCGAAAGGCCAAUGACGAACCGCAGCGAUGA
Molecule: messenger RNA, 1173 nt
Organism: Aspergillus tanneri
Lineage: Eukaryota; Fungi; Ascomycota; Eurotiomycetes; Eurotiales; Aspergillaceae
Product: GNAT family N-acetyltransferase
Exons: 1
Coding region: 1-1173 (390 amino acids)
Biological process (GO): mitotic sister chromatid cohesion
Cellular component (GO): NatA complex
Source: RefSeq, a predicted model, not a curated record